GUCCCAAACUAAAAUUGGAAGGAUAUUCGCCUGAACAAGAAAUUCAAACAAUACUUUUAGCAAAUACGCUUUUAUUUUGUCUCCUCGUUAUAUCAGGCGCUUCGCCAUCUUAUAAAGAGCUCGAAAUGGAAGUCAUAAAAAGUAUUAAAUGUGUAGCAAUUUCAUUUUAUAAUGAUCAAAAGAAAAUAAUUUCUCAAGAAAAUCAACAGAUGCAAAUUGAAGAAUUAAUUUAUUUAGGUCAACAAAUGAUAAAUAAUCCAUUUAAAAUGUUUUUCUUGGCUUUGGUUUACACACUUCUUGGCAUUAGCUUUUUUUUAAUAGGCGUUGAAAGUUAUUCUUGUGAUUCUACAGCUUGUAAACCUCCAAAAUGUUUUUGUUCUAGCCAAACUUUUACCGGAGCCAGUCUAUCUCUUGAUGAAACCCCACAAUUUUUCAUGUUUACUUUUGACGAUUCUGUUCAACAAACUACUAUCUCAGUUGUAAACCAAUUACUGGGAAGUAGGAAAAAUCCUAAUGGAUGUCCUAUAAAAACUACUUAUUAUGUUAGCAUUCAAUACACCAACCAGUCCAUGGUCACUGAAUGGUAUGCCAAUGGCCAUGAAGUUGCCGAUCAUACCGUUACCCAUGUUCCAAAUCCUUCCGAACAAAUUACUAAUUGUAAAACGGUGCUCAAUACAUUUGCGGGUCUUCCAAAUUCCAAAAUUGGCGGAUUUCGCGCUCCAUUUCUAAAUUAUUCAGUGGAUACUUUUGCAACUCUUUCAAAACUAGGCUUCCAAUAUGAUUCGAGUGUUACAGCAUUGCGUGAGGAUGCGUCCUGGCCUUAUACUUUAGACUAUGGUCUUGCUCAUGAUUGUAGUUCAACAGGUUUCUGUGAUAAAGUAGUACAUCCUGGUUUCUUUGAAAUUCCAAUGGCUGCCAUUAUCGAUGAUGCUGGUAUAGCCCAUUUAAUGGAUCCAUACCUCGAGAGUCUUUAUAUUCACCCUGUUCAACUUGCCAUUCCUGGUAGAGAUAAUGCUACAUUGAUUGCGUUGCUUGAAGAAUUUUUAGAUUGGGCAUUAGCUCAACCAAAUGUGUGGUUUGUAACUUCACAACAACUUCUCACCUGGAUGCAAAAUCCUGUUCCCGCAAGUCAACUUAAAGAUUAUGCUCCAUUCAAAUGCCAAGCUCCAAAUAUUGGCAAAAAGAUUUGUAAUGGCUUAACUGACGAAGGUCUUUUAGAAAAUUGUAAUUUCCCUAAUGGUUCAUGGAGUACAUGUUAUGGUUGUCCAAGCACUGAUAUUACGCUUGAUAAUCCUGUUCCCCCAGGUGGUGAUAGACACAGACUGCCAACCAAUUGUGAUACUGUUUGGUGGGAUCCAAUUGGAAAUGCUUGUUUGUGCACUAACUCAUCUUGUGCUUAUGUGGAUACAAGUGUACCAGUUCAAAAUACAACAAAUAAAAAUCCUACCGCUACCGGUUCCAAUAAUUCCAAUCCUUCCGGUGACGGAAAAUCUAAUAGUAAUGGUCAAAAAUCUGAUGCUAGUUCAUUAUCAAGUAGCUCUGCUUUAAUGAUAGGAUUAAUGACUUUGGGUUUACUCCAAUUUUUAUGA
Messenger RNA from Dentiscutata erythropus, 1589 nucleotides. NCBI's taxonomy places the organism in Eukaryota, Fungi, Glomeromycota, Glomeromycetes, Diversisporales, Gigasporaceae. The record is from the annotation of a GenBank genome assembly.